Molecule: messenger RNA, 1930 nt
Organism: Mollisia scopiformis
Lineage: Eukaryota; Fungi; Ascomycota; Leotiomycetes; Helotiales; Mollisiaceae
Exons: 4
Coding region: 251-1774 (507 amino acids)
Biological process (GO): regulation of DNA-templated transcription
Molecular function (GO): DNA-binding transcription factor activity, RNA polymerase II-specific; zinc ion binding
Source: RefSeq, a predicted model, not a curated record
AUAAUUGUGCCUGGGUCUACCAACAUUCAAUUUGAGUUUUGUUAAAUUUCUUUUUCGGCCUCAGGUGAAUACAUCCGAGAGGGUGUUAAAACAACCACAACCACGCCGGUUUUCAGAGUUCACAUAGCGGUAUAUGCAGCUACAACAAGGUUAGGCUGCAAGACAUUUAUGUGCCCUUUGUCGCUGGGAUGGGAGGUACCACACGUGACGGAAAGAAACGCCGUGUGAGCAGACCAAAAGUCCGAACAGGAUGUACAGCUUGCAAGUCAGGACUCGGAGAGUAAAGUGCGAUGAGAACAAGCCUACAUGUUAUCGAUGUCAAGAAUACGGAGCAUUCUGCGAGUACAAGUCGCCUCAACCCCGCGCUGCGGCACCUGAGCCUACCCCACCUCAAAAACGUUGCAGGGGGCUCGUCCCUAUUCAGCCUCGUCCGCUGCAGCUUGUCCCUAGCCCCUCAGAUCCUUUUCCAAUGGAUGAGGUGGAAGGUCGCUAUUUUCGACUAUUUCACGAGAAACUGGCCUUUGAUUUGAGCGGUUAUUUCGAAGCUCCCUUUUGGACACGGGUCAUACCACAACAAUGCCAUCACGAACCAACGAUCAAGCAAGCAGUUCUUGCUUUGAGUGCUCUAUACAAAUCUGCAAUAUCGUCUGAGACUUCUACUGUGAAUGUGGACGACGAGCAUGUUAAAUUCGCUUUGGUCAAGCACAGCGAAGCCAUCAGUUCCUUACGAAAAGCACUGUCCAGUGGAAAGCCUCAGAUGAGGCUUGCUCUAAUAGCUAGCUUGCUCUUCUCAUGCUUUGAGAGCUUCCACGGCAACUGGGAGACAGCGACACAGCAGGUGUAUAGCGGGCUCAAUAUUCUGAAGCACCUGAGCGAAGACGAGAGACAGCACGCAACCGAUAGCUUAAAUGAUAUUUAUCUUGAGGUUGGCUUAACGUUGCGCCGUCUCGAGAUGCAAAUAUUAUCAUUUCUCGCUAUGAACCCGAUAUUGGAACAUCCCUUUGAUGACCUGUAUGUCGAGGAGAUCAUAUUGGACAUUCCAGAUCGGUUUACUACCUUCAAUGAAGCUUUCACAGCAUUAACUUACUUGGCUGUCUCUAUUCUUCGGCAUUCCAGGGCAUCUGCUCGAUGUGGAGAUGAGCCAGGUCCUCGAAACUCAAUUGCACAACAACAACUGCACCUCCAAGGCUCGAUGGAUCGGUGGAACAGGGCGUUCGAGCCCUUCUUUCUCGAAAAAUGCCAGAAUACUGUUGGCCGAGAGUACCUUGGGCUUCUCCAGGUUCGAAUCUGCGCCUGGAAACUGGAAACAAUGAUCGCUACAAGCACAUCACAUACAGAAAUCGUCUUCGAUGGUUUCAUAGCCCAAUUCCAGAGGAUUACUCAUUUUGCACGGUAUCUAUUUCGGAAAGACCAAGAAAUUCGAGAAUCGGAUGGCUCCAUACUACAAUAUGGCAUGGGAUUGAUAAUGGCUCUAUUCUACACGGCCACUCGGUGCCGGGACUUUACCGUGCGCAGGGAAGCUAUCGCCAUACUCCGUGAGUGGCCUUGCACAAACGGGAUCUGGCACAGCUUGCAGGCAGCAAAAGUUGCAGAGUGGAUAGCCAGCAUCGAGGAAGAUUACUGUUGUGGGCUGGAAGUUAUUCCUGAGAACUGUCGGGUACAAAUGCACAGUUUGAAAGUGUCUUUGCAAAAGGGUGUGAUUACUGUGGAAUGUGUGCAAUCUUCUGUUGAUGGCGUCUUACAAUCCCGAAGAGCAAAUCUUGAAUGGCCCUGAAAAGAUUUGCACAUUAGAAAUAACAGUCUCCCAACCCAACAAACCUAGAAUCAUCCCAGUUCUCGCCAAAUGGAAGUUUGAUUGAAGCUCAGACAAUCUUCAUUGGCUAUGUGAGAAAGCGGUCCUUCCCACCAAUUAACCUGUAAGCAAGGCGAG